UAGCGUUAAAUGUUAAUGCACCGGUGCUGUUCUAUCUGAGUUUCUUGGUUAUGGUCGGGUCUACCUUUCUCUCACAGCUAUAAUACUUCUACGGCUUUCGUCCCCACCCACCUUGGAGCUCAUUCAUGGCUUCUCAAUACUCUGUCUUUUCUCUUCUUUUGUUUCUUCACAUACCCACCACUCCCUUCCCUCCAAAGCUGAGUCUUGAUAGAAACUCUUUCUCUUGGUUUGUUUUUUAGCUUUGUUUUGCUACAUUCGGUGGUACUGUUUUUUAUGGUCUCUCUGUUUGUGAGUGAUACUAGUGAAGGCAUGAAAGAGAGGGUAACUCUCAAGCUCAGUCUCAUCAGUAUCAUUUUUGUGGAAGUGUUUCUGUUGGCUCUAUGUUGCCAUGAAUCUCGCUGCAGCGAGUUAAAUCAUGUUAAAGAUUUUGUUUUAGUGGAUAAAAAAAGGGAUGCUGUUCUUCCUGAGAUCUCUCCCAGUGGGUCUCCUCGGCCUUUUCUGCCUCUUCUUGCACCGUCACCAUUGGUACCCUUCACAAAUACCACUGUCCCGAAAUUAUCAGGUGUGUGUAUGUUGAACUUCAGUGCUGCUCUAAGCUUGAUGAGUGUAACAGCAAUAGAUUGUUGGUCUGCAUUUGCACCCUUUCUGGCGAAUGUAAUUUGUUGUCCACAACUGGAAGCCACCCUUGCAAUUCUCAUUGGUCAAUCAAGCAAAGAAACCAAUGUGCUUGCUUUAAAUGGUACCCUUGCCAAACCUUGUCUCUCGGAUAUUGAGCAGAUUUUGGUAGGCCAGGGUGCAAACGAUAGCCUCGCACAGAUAUGCUCAGUGCACGGUUCAAAUCUCACUCAAGCAUCAUGCCCAGUCAAAGAUGUUAAUGAGUUUGAGACCAUUGUUGAUACAUCUAAGCUUCUGGCAGCUUGUAAAGAGAUUGAUCCUGUAAAAGAAUGUUGUGCCCAAAUUUGUCAGGGCGCAAUAUUAGAAGCUGCUACGAGGAUUGCUUUGAAAUCUUCCGAGCUUAUGAGCAUGGAUGGGCUCCACAUCUUACCUCGGCACUCUACUAGGGUAAAUGAUUGUAAAAGUAUUGUCCUCCGUUGGCUGGCUAGUAAACUUGAUCCUUCUCAUGCGAAGAAAGUUCUGAGAGGACUAUCGAACUGCAAUGUAAAUAAAGUUUGCCCCCUGGUUUUCCCUGACAUGAGGAAUGUAGCAACGGGCUGUGGGGAUGGGAUGAGUAACCAGACAACAUGCUGUAGGGCCAUGGAAAGCUACGUGUCCCACUUGCAAAAGCAGAUUUUUAUAACCAACUUGCAAGCUUUGGAUUGUGCUACAUCAUUGGGAACAAAGUUAAGAAAAUCAGGAAUUACCAAAGAUGUGUAUAGUCUCUGCCAUAUAAGCCUCAAGGAUUUCUCCCUCCAAGUUGGAAAUCAAGAGGCUGGAUGUCUUUUGCCAAGCAUGCCUUCUGAUGCAACUUUUGACACGUCUUCAGGAGUAAGCUUCCUUUGUGAUCUUAAUGACAACAUUCCAGCUCCCUGGCCCACAACAUCUAAAGUGCCAGCUUCAUCAUGCAAUAAAACUGUCAAAAUUCCUGCACUUCCAGCAGUGGCAUCUGCUCAAAGUGGUACGUGUGCAUCUUUUCAUUCACCAAAAGAUACAGUGCAAAUAGGCCAAUUUGGUUCCAUCAAGUUGGUUAUGAAGUAUCUAUGCCCUUCCAAUUCAAUCUUCAUGAAAAGGACAUGAAAUGCAAUGCAUUGACGAUGUUGUGAAAUCACUUAAAUUCUAAGUUUGAUGGUUAUCAGUUUUCCUUCAGAGGGAACUAUCCCAAGAUGGACAGACUGAAUCCCUCAGUCACCCACUUUCUCUAACUUAUAGGCAAAGAGGUUGGAAGUUCCUUAUAGCCUGUUGCAACCUUCUGUCCUAAACAAUCUUUGACUUUAAUGAUCAAUUGCUUGGCAGGAUUUCAUACGGAUAAUGUCAGGCAUUUUCUACUCUUUGCUUCCUCGAUGGUCCUCAUAAUGGUCGUGUGAUUUUAAGAACCUUUUUCAUGCACAUUGCACUGAGUCAGUCCUUGGAAGAGCAAAG
This is a messenger RNA of Carya illinoinensis, 2076 nucleotides long. RefSeq lists its product as uncharacterized. NCBI's taxonomy places the organism in Eukaryota, Viridiplantae, Streptophyta, Magnoliopsida, Fagales, Juglandaceae. The record is from RefSeq and is a predicted model, not a curated record. The transcript is spliced from 7 exons. Bases 274 to 1734 code for a protein of 486 amino acids. Gene Ontology annotation, cellular component: plasma membrane.